AUGGCGUACCGUUUUUCUCACACAGCUAGUGUGACUGGGAAAACUCAAAUCCAUCAGCACUGGCACCCCUCAGGGUUGUGUCCUCUCCCCACUGCUCUUCUCCCUGUACACAAACGACUGCACCAUGACCCCUCUGUCAAGCUCCUGAAGUUUGCAGAUAACACCACGCUGAUCGGCCUCAUCCAGGACGGUGACGAGUCUGCCUACAAACUGGAGGUUGAACGGCUGGCUGUCUGCAACAUUACUGAGAGUGCAGCUGACUACAGGAGCUUUAUAGACAACAGUGAGGAUUCAGCAUCAGCAGCACCAGCAGCAUCAACGCGGAUAUUUAAGGUGACCGCAUCGCCAAGAUCUGCAGAUCUUUACACUGCUUACAGUGCUCGGUUUCAGUUUUCAGCAAUCCAGUCUGAUCGUCCGACCAUGAUUCUGCAUCCUCCUGCACGAACCGUAUGCGCCCUGGUUGUGUUUUUGUCAUGUAUGAUUGGACUGACUGCUGCAUCAACGGGCUACCAGAAACCAAGCUUCCUAGAUUUUGAUUCCUGGUGGUAUCACACACCCCGUGGCCCUCAGAUAUUCUCCUGCAUCACCUACUUGGAGAGGAAUGUACGUGUGGAUUGUGAGUUUCCAAAAAGCGACAAAAUUCCUGGGCCGUUCUGCGAGUUCAAACAGGAUGGACGCCUGAUGGGAACCACGAAUCCCAACAACCCAGUGCACCUCAUCCCGCCUAUAGAGACCAGACGUCGUUCCAACGUUUCACUGGUGCCUAACAACAUAUGCCGCCUCACCUGGAUGCCAAUGUCAGAUGAACGAGCAUACACAUAUACCUGCAGGGUAUAUCAGGGAAGCACCUGGAAAGAGACUAGCAUGGCCUUUUCUCAAAGAAAUCUUCUAAUCUGCUCUGCUAUGAACACAGAAGCUCAGGCUACAUUCUGGAUUAUUUCCAUUGCCAUCUCAAUUCCUGUCUCUCUGGGGCUUCUGCCAGCAUGAUCCGCAGUGAUCAACAUACAAAUACUCAACAUCAUGGCGUCCAUGUGGUUCUUAUGAUUAUCAGAUUUAAAUGAUUAAAUUUUUUUUAACUCCACAUAAUAUGUAUUGGGCUUCAUUUAUCAAUAGUUUAUCACAAAUUGUUUAUAAAUAAUUUUGAAGGCCUGAAGUAAAACUUGGUAAAAGUACACACCUGAAGUCAAAAGGGGUGUAAGAAACAGGUCAGGCACGGCACAUAAAUUAAGACUAAUAAUAAUAAAUGGAUUAAAAGGUUUAAUGGGAGAGAGGAAAGCUAUUGUAUAAAUGAAACAGCCCUGAAAUUCUCCACUAAAGGAUAAUAAAUGUGUGCUACCAGUAAACCACUGAUAAAGGGUUUAAAAACACACUGAAAUUCAGUAAAGCAGCUCAGCUAAUGCAGCGAGUCGGUGACCACAGACACACUAACCUUUCCACCUGUUAUAGAUUCCCUUUCUUUUAUCAUAAUUGAAUAGUUAUACAAUAGUUAACUAUCCUCAUUUAUACAAUUUCAGUUUUUAUUCAGGAUCAUGAUGGAUGGAUCCCUGUCAUGGAAACACUGAGUAUGAGGUGGGAACAAACGCACUUCUCAGAUAGCUAGCCUUAUUAGUCAAAAUGUAGAAACUUAUUUUGAAUAAGUUUUUUUCUGGUCAUUGUAAUAUAACAUGUUUCACAAAAUGUUUAUAUUUUCAACCUGACAAUGUAAUCUGGAUAUAAGAUCGCAGUAACUCAUCACCGAUUACACAAUUUGAAGCUGACCAGUCAAGGCUCAUAUUAGUGAGUAUACCUUACAUUUUAGAAACAUUUGGGAGCUUUUAAACAGUUCCUGUUUUUUGGGUGAAUUUGAUAAAUGAUGCCCAGUAUAUAGACAUUAAAUAUGUUUUGCUUUUCCUUGUCAGUUAACUCUACAACAAGAAUUUGUUUCACUUUAUAUCUUACAUUGUAAAUCCAAAGAACUACCAUACAGUAUAGUACUUUUUCUGCACUUACAAUACAAUACAGUCCUCUCAUGAUUUUAUUUUUCAGAUAAUUACAUGGAGCUAUACUUUUACUUUUUGAUAUAUAAUAUUAAAUAAGAAACAGCAGAGUGAGGUCAUAUUAAAGGCUAAUCUUAGCUAAUGUUGGUACUGAUGCUUGGCAUUCAUUUACAGCCAAAUGUAUUGUAAUGUGUCUUGAUGCUAUUCAUGUUAAAGCAAGCUAAAUUGUCUUCCAGUUUUUGCCACAGUCCUUAAUGUAGAGGAUAUAACACUCUAUAGGACAGCACUCCCACCACGUAGCAAAAAUACUAUUAUUUAUCACUACUGUCUUAUAUAUACAUAUACGUAUACGUAUAUAUAUAUAUAUAUAUAUAUAUAUAUAUAU
Molecule: messenger RNA, 2361 nt
Organism: Tachysurus fulvidraco (yellow catfish)
Lineage: Eukaryota; Metazoa; Chordata; Actinopteri; Siluriformes; Bagridae
Exons: 6
Coding region: 1-987 (328 amino acids)
Source: RefSeq, a predicted model, not a curated record